This is a messenger RNA of Aspergillus fijiensis CBS 313.89, 798 nucleotides long. Its product is annotated as ribonucleoprotein-associated protein. NCBI's taxonomy places the organism in Eukaryota, Fungi, Ascomycota, Eurotiomycetes, Eurotiales, Aspergillaceae. The transcript has 3 exons. The coding region runs from base 172 to 549 and encodes 125 amino acids. Gene Ontology annotation, molecular function: RNA binding. The record is from RefSeq and is a predicted model, not a curated record. Gene Ontology annotation, biological process: mRNA splicing, via spliceosome; maturation of SSU-rRNA. Gene Ontology annotation, cellular component: box C/D methylation guide snoRNP complex; precatalytic spliceosome; nucleolus.
CGGAAAGCCCAUGAGGAUUGAAACCUCAACCACCAUCUUUUUCUCCCUUCACCUUCUCUCCAGCAUCUCGACCUGCACCGCGGCAGUGAUCCUUUGCGUGAGCCUGCUUCUUUGAAAUCUCUCACGACAUCUUCCGUCCUUCUUCUUAUUUGAUCUUCCCCAUCUAUCACCAUGGCUGAUACCUCUGCUGCCUGGCCCUUGGCCGACGAGAGCCUGACUCAGAGCCUUCUGGACCUUGUCCAGCAGGCCUCCCACUACCGCCAGCUCAAGAAGGGAGCCAACGAGGCCACCAAGACCCUCAACCGCGGUACCGCCGAACUGGUCAUCCUCGCCGCCGACACCUCCCCGCUCGCCAUCGUCAUGCACAUCCCCCUUCUGGCCGAGGACAAGAACUGCGUCUACGUCUUCGUCCCCAGCAAGCUCGCUCUCGGCCGUGCCUGCGGUGUCUCCCGCCCCGUCAUCGCCGCCAGCAUCACCACCAACGAGGCCAGUGACCUGAUGGGCCAGAUCCGCACCCUCAAGGACAAGGUCGAGAGACUUAUGCUGUAAACUAGCGGGGCCAAUCCUUUUUUUCCCCUGUUCUGUGUGGUGGACUGGUGAAAAUGACGAACAUGCGUCAUCCGGCCUUUUAUGAUUGUUCCAACGGGGAAUUGAUUUCCAUGUCUCCUCCCCCACCUCUUCGGUAUGCGUGCAGGAGCUAGCUGGCUUUGCGGGUAGGCUCGGGGGGAACUGGCUGGGAGUGGUUGAGAUGGGUGUUUUACUUAGUGGAUUGGGGGGAGAUUGCGAUUUGCUUUUUUU